Durusdinium trenchii is the source of this 703-nucleotide messenger RNA. Lineage: Eukaryota; Dinophyceae; Suessiales; Symbiodiniaceae. The record is from the annotation of a GenBank genome assembly.
CCCCCCCGCCGUGGCCAUGGCCGUGGAAAAGAAAGAGCCUGGAGGUCAGUCUCGGCGCUUUCGUCCCACGAGGUGCUACUUGCGGGUGCAGUUGACGUUCGCUGCGCAGGAGCCGAUGCCUGCAAUGCCCACUAGCCUGGUGCUGGAAACAACCAUUCAAGAGGCCAUGCAGAGCUUCUUCGGGAGCUGUGGUUCCAGCUUGUGCCAGUGGUCACUACUCUCAGCGCCGAACGACUCCGGCGAGUUCCUCCUCCGCUGUGCGCCCAACGCCCUGCCGGAGCUCCGUGCCGCUUUGACGCUGCUGACCCGCUGUGGCGGCCGGCGCUGCCGUGCCGACGUGCGGGCAGUGGCACCUUCACUGGCGGCGCUUGCUUGUGAAAGAUGACAGGUUCCCAACGGCUUGCUUCGAGAGAUGAAAGCCAUGAAGUUUUAAGGUCAAAACUCUGGAGUUUCGAGGUCCCUGCAGGAACCGCAGCGACCAGUGUCAUCGCGUUUUUGGGCGAAGCAUGUUUUUUAGGGCCAAAUGCAUGGAAUCUCAUGCUUGUGAUGUUUACUUGAGGAUGAAUUGCAAUGACUGAUUCGCAGAUUCGCUGCUCUAUUUCCCGAGUGUGUCAGCUGAUGCUGCCUAAGCGGUCGAGACAUGUCUUCGGGAUCUUGGGCGAUCUCAGUGCCAAAGGUGCACCUGGCCACAGAGGCUUGAGUG